Molecule: messenger RNA, 4155 nt
Organism: Oncorhynchus kisutch (coho salmon)
Lineage: Eukaryota; Metazoa; Chordata; Actinopteri; Salmoniformes; Salmonidae
Gene: tmem175
Product: transmembrane protein 175
Exons: 11
Coding region: 154-1716 (520 amino acids)
Molecular function (GO): potassium channel activity; proton channel activity
Source: RefSeq, a predicted model, not a curated record
CUUGCCAUUAAACGGGCUCUUCCGGUAUCUUCACGAUCUCACUCAGCUCAGCUGUCAUUCUUAUUUGCAAACAAAGAUCCCGUGCUCGGAUGUUUGCAGCUCCGCCGCCCGUCCACCCCGUUUGUCACUUGAAUCGUGCUGUUACCGGAUAAAAUGGGAGAAAACGGCGACACCGAGAUCAUAGAGCAUCACGUUGACGAGGAGAUGGAGAAGAAGAGGAUAUUAAGAAGUCAUGGCUCUUCGUUCAUGGAGAGUGUUACACCGUCGGAGAGGGAUGGACACAGUAGUACGCAGUCUUCCCACCGGCUGCUGGCAUACAGUGACGCGCUCAUCUCAAUCAUAGCCACUGUUAUGAUAUUACCUGUUGCACAUACAAAGGUCCAAGAUAACGAGGAAUUGAAGGAGAGUCUGCAGGUUCUGCUCACCACUAAGAUAGCUGUGUACCUGAUGACCUUCCUCAUAGUGACCGUAGCAUGGGCUGCUCAUAUCAGGUUAUUUCAAGUCAUUGAACGUAUUGAUGACUGCCUUGCACUUCUCAACCUAGCUUGUAUGAUGUUGAUCACCUUUCUGCCGUACACGUUUUCCCUCAUGGCAACGUUUCCUGAGAACAUCUUGGGAAUCCUCCUGUUCUGUGCCUGCGUCAUGGUGUUAGGCUUCAUUCAGGCUGUUAUAGUGGUGUACGGCUUCAGCCGUCCGUUCCUGCUCAACGACCAGAUCCAGGUGUCGGAGAACCAGGUGUUCUAUAAACAUCACAUCCUGAAGGUCAUCAUGAGGGUCCCCAUCAUGUGCUUCUUCGCCAGUAUCUUCUCAUUCAUCUUCUUUCAGAUGUCCUAUGUGAUCCUAGCCAUCGUAAUCUUCCUGCCUUACAUCUCCCAGUCUCUAAAAUGGUGCCGCAGCAAAGCUAUCGGCCAGGUGGAGGAGACGCCUGAUUCCAUGAUGUUUUAUACGUACCAUCCAAACGAACCCCUCAGCAAGGAGAGGGUGGAGGCCUUCAGUGACGGCGUGUUUGCCAUCGUAGCUACUCUACUCAUCUUAGACAUAUGUGAGGACAAUGUCCCCGACCCAGUGAUGGUCCAGAAACAGUAUGGUGGCAGUCUGGUGGCUGCCCUGCAGAACUAUGGUCCAGAGUACCUGGCCUACUUCGGCUCCUUCGCUACCGUGGCUCUCCUCUGGUUUGUCCAUCACUCUCUCUUCCUUCACGUCACCAGGACCACUCGUUUCAUGGGCCUCCUCAACACCUUCUCUCUGGCCUUCGUAGGGGGCCUGCCCUUGGCCUACCAGCUGACCCACGAGUUCCCCCGUAACUCCCGCAACGAGCUGGAGGCCAUCCAGAUCAGCUGCGUCAUCAUCUUCUUCGCCGGCGUCUUCCAGCUUGCCAUCUGGGUGGCGGCGCUGUUCAGCGAACGCGAGACGCUACACCCUUAUGUGCGUUACGGCGGCCGUGAGCACGCCUUCAUGUUGGCCAAGCUGGCGCUGUACCCGUGCGUGGCCCUGGGGACCUUCUUCCUCACCUGUAUUCUUAGUAAAUUCAGCGCGUCUAUUUUCCACCUGAUGGAGAUUACGGUGCCGUUUGCUUUCUUGUUGCUGAGGCUGCUGGUCAGAGGCGGGUUGACGCUGCUCCGGCUCAUAUUCUGCCCAGAUGGGCCGGAGACGAGGAGUGCUCUGGAGGAGGAGGAAGAGGAGGCUAGGAUGCCCUUCAAUACCAUCAUCACUUAGUGGUUGUCAUUUAGCUCGAUGGUCCGUUUGCUCCGGGUCUUUAUUCACAAAUGUUGCAGAGUAGGAGUGCUGAUCUAGGCUCAGUUUUGACGGUUAUAUCAUAAUGUGUAUAUAAUGAAUAAGAUUAUAUGGACAAGUGGGUUCCUGAUCCUAGAUCAGCUUUGUGAAUACAGGCUCUGGGACUGGGGACGUGGUCUGUCGGACAGAUGUACAGUAGCUACAGCUCGUCUUGACCUCUGAAGGGAGAGUUUGAGAUCGAUUCCAUUUGAACUGCACAUUUCAGUUUUGUAUUGAUGAGUCAUUUUCUUUUCAAAUUGGUUGGGUAAGUCAAGUGGUUGUUAAAGGAAAUGGCACUGAGCCAGAGUACAACCAAUGUAAUUGACAGCCCUCCCAUUUUUAUAAUUUGUAUCUGACUUCUUGAAUAAUGGUUUAUUGUUUACCGUUGAGAAUCUAGUCUGUUUGUGUCAACAUUUGCACUCCAAACAUGUUUGGCUUGAGGCACAGGGGUCUUGUUAAGAGUUCAGAAAUCAGCUUUUUUUUUUACCAUUUCACCUGCGUUUUAAUAUUGAAAGUCAAUUUUAUUUGUUGUCUGCUACAAUAGUGACCAGGAGUGUGCAGCUAUAGAUUUCCUUCACAGAAAAUACAUUAGUGCAACACAUUCACAAAAUAGCUUCAUUUUCAUCAGAUGACAACAGAAGUGCUACUCUAUUUGGCGUAGCAGCCACUCAAGUAAAUGAAGUAAAUGAGCUUACAAUGAAAAAGCAAGGUAUUUUGUUUUUGCUAAAACGACGCAUGGUCAUCAGAUUUCAGUUUAUCAUAGAAUGUAGCCAGCUCCUAAUGUUUUACUUCGGGUUAAUCAUUGUACCGGAGGAAAGUAGCUACGCAGUCAGAGCGCUGUCUGUUGGUGAAUUCUCAUCCAAGCGGAGAAGUGCAACUGAAGGACAAAAUGAGUCUGAUGCCGAGCAGAAAUGACAAUAAGUGGCAUUUUAGAACUGCGUUUCCAAAACGCAACAAGAUAUCUCAUUAAAAAUGAUAUAUUUUUUAAAGUCAGUUUAGAACAAAUUCUUAUUUACUCAUGCGUUAAAAAAAAAAAGUGGUGAACAACGCAGAAUUGUGCAUUUAACGUGACCCCUGAGGCAAAGGAGUGAAAUGUUAGCACCGACUGAAUUUCAGGCUAGUUCAUUUUGGGGUUUCAUUCAUUCUGAAUAUUCAUGUCCACUUCCCAACACACACACUGCUCAUAUUGACCGAGUUUAAUCACGGACUAUACAUUCUAUAAACAGUUUUUUCUUUUCUUUUCUAUAACAUGAAAGAGUGAGUGAGCAGCAUGAAUCUGACCAACAGGGUAACUUCACUUUUUUCAGUUCAUAAUAUAAUAAUAACCGUCUACAGGAAUGUACUCACAAUGUGUUGGGUCAGCUCAUAAUAUUGCACUUCUUAUUUUACACAAUACAAAUCCCUAUGCUGUGGGUAUACGCUACAAUACUUCUAAAAUCGUAACUUGGAAUUGCUCACAUUUCCUGAUUUAAAUUUGUUUAAAUUCCCUUUUCACAAAUCUUUAAUUCCGUCCAUGUUCAACCCCAGGAUGUGUGUGCUCACGUUACACUGUUAUUCCCUAGUGUUUUCUCCAUUGCCAUAGGGGGGGAAAAGUGCCGUAACAAAAACAGCUGAUUUAUUGGAGUGUACAUAAUGUGCAGAACCCGAUGGAAGGCACAGAAUAAGGACGUAAUAUUGGAGUUCAUUUUGCAUGGCCCCGGUGCGUGGAGAUUUCACAUUAAGGACCAAUGGAAUAAAUAAUGAUGAAACGCUGUUCAUCGGGCCACUUAACACCAACUCACUCAUUUAAAAAAAAGGCAGUUGUGUUUUCUCCACAGCUCCACCAAUCAGGCUCCCAUCACCUCGGUCCACACCGGACGUGUUGUUGCGUCCCUCUUCACGUCUCACAUGCGGCGUUCUCAUUGGCAUCAGACUCCUUGCCCAAUCGCGUCGUAGAGCACUGCUCAUACUACAAGAUGCACGACCAACAUUUUAAGAAAAUGUAUCGGGACAGCCAACAGCCGUUGUGUCCUUGACCUCUCAAAACAACCUAGCCCAAGUUCAUCCCAUUUUGUAGCAUUGUUUCUGCUCAGGCUAGGUUACAUUUAUUUGAUUUACAAUUUUUAAAUUAAGUAAAUAAAAGAAAUGUGAAUAGCCAUUCUCAUCUGUCCAGACAAUAUGUUGUACUCAGAGUAGAUUCAUUUCAGAAAUUAUUUUACAUUACUGGGCCAUUUAAAAUCAACCAUAGUAUGACAUACAAUGAAAUGAAAGACAUGGUUGAAGACAGUGAUUUAUUUAAUAUAGAUGUGCAAUGUUACAUUAUAUUGAAAUGUAAAACACGUUUUUUCUUUGCAAUAUUCUGGAUGUGACGUUUCUUUCCCGAUAAAAAAAAAAGUCACAGAG